This is a messenger RNA of Platichthys flesus (European flounder), 4236 nucleotides long. It is a transcript of the gene aox5, whose product is annotated as aldehyde oxidase 5. The record is from RefSeq and is a predicted model, not a curated record. NCBI's taxonomy places the organism in Eukaryota, Metazoa, Chordata, Actinopteri, Pleuronectiformes, Pleuronectidae. Gene Ontology annotation, molecular function: 2 iron, 2 sulfur cluster binding; FAD binding; oxidoreductase activity.
AUGUCUUCACCAAGUGAGCUGAUCUUCUUUGUCAAUGGAAAAAAGGUGGUGGAGAAGAAUGCGGAUCCAGAGGAGGUGCUGCUCAGCUUUCUGAGGAGAAGAGCUGGUCUGACGGGGACGAAGUAUGGCUGUGGGAGCGGAGGGUGUGGAGCCUGCACUGUCAUGGUGUCCAGAUACAGCCACCAUCAGGAAAGAGUCGUGUAUCCAUUUCAUAACAAGUCGAACCUGUUAAUUUCAAACCUCAGAUAUUCCCUCCUUUGAAUAGUUUAAAAAAAAAAUAAGAGUUCUGCAUCCGUGACCUUUAAAUCAUGCAGACACUACACUGUGAACGCCUGCCUGCAGCAGAUCGUCACCCUGCACUGUGCUGCUGUGGUGACAGUCGAAGGCAUCGGCAGCACCAAGACCAAACUGCACCCCGUCCAGGAGCGAAUCGCGAAGGCUCAUGGGUCUCAGUGUGGCUUCUGCACUCCGGGGAUGGUGAUGUCCAUGUACACCUUGCUGAGGAACAAACCUCGGCCCUCCAUGGAGGACAUCAGGGAAGCUCUUGGAGGGAACAUUUGCCGCUGCACAGGCUACAGGCCAAUUAUUGAUGGAUUUAAGACUUUUUGUGAUAGUGAGACUUCUGCCUGCUGCCAAAAUGGAGGAGGAGGAGGAGGAGGAAAAUGCUGUAUGGAAAAUGGAAUGGACGGCAGUAAAAGCCUUAACAGCGAGGAGAGUGAUGUAUGUCUAAGAGUUGAAAACACUUUUUGAACUGUAAACUUUAUUUUUAUAUUGAAUGUGACUGUUAUCUUUUCCUGCCUUUGUCAGAUUUCUGAAGAACUUUUCCCAAUGGAGAAUCUUUUACCUCUGGAUCCUUCUCAGGAUCUUAUCUUCCCUCCAGAGCUGCUGAUAAUGGAGAAGAAACUCAGUGGGGAGGCUCUUUAUUUCCAAGGACAGAGAGUGAAUUUGGUGGCUCCCUCUGAGCUGUCCCACCUCCUGGAGCUAAAAGCCGAACAUCCCUCAGCUCCACUGAUUGUUGGAAACACAACCAUUGGGCCAGAGAUGCUUGUGAAAGGAGUCCACCAUCCUCUGCUCGUCUACGUCGGACGGAUUCCUGAGCUCAGUGCUGUGACAUGGGGGGAAAAUGGUGUGACAGUUGGAGCCGCCUGCAGCCUCAGCACAUUGAAGGAGGAACUGGAGAGGGCUGUGUCUGAGAUGGAGGAGUCGAGGACCAGAGGAUACCGGGCGCUGCUGCAGACUCUCCAGUGUCUGGCAGGGAAACAGAUACGCAACAUGGCGACAAUUGGUGGGAAUCUCCUCAGUGCAAAUCCCAAAUACGACCUGAGCAGUGUUUCGGCUGCUGUGGGCUGCACACUGCACGUCGCCUCCAAAGAUGGGACGAGGGACAUUCCCUUCAAUGAAAAGCUCUUCACUGCCUUUGGGAAAACGGCCCUGAGGCCCGAUGAAGUCCUGCUGUCCAUCAACAUCCCCUGCUCCAAACCUUGGGAGUUUGUGGCAGCUUACCGACAGGCCCAGAGAAGAGAGUUCGCCUUUUCCAUCGUGAACGCUGGAAUGAAGGUGGUCAUAGGGGAGGGAACCGACAUCGUGGAGUCCCUCAACAUCUACUACGGCGGCGUUGGACCAACUCUAGUCAGACCGGAACGGACGUGCCAGCAGCUCGUUGGACGGCCGUGGGGUGAAAAUCUCCUCACUGAGGCCUGUCACUUCCUGAAGGAAGACGUGGACGUGUCUCCGUCAAUCCACGGAGGGAAGGGGGAGUAUCGCAAGAGCCUCGUCUUCAGCUUCUUCUUCAAGUUUUACAUGCAAGUUGUCCUGGAGAUGGGAGAGAGGGGUGUCUCAGAUAUUGAUCUUCCCCUGGAGUAUCUCAGCGCACUCAAGCCCUUCAAGAACGAAGCUCCACAGGGUCAACAGUCCUACCAGCUUGUGUCGGAGGCCCAGCCCUCCGUUGACCCCGUGGGGCGACCCAGCAUGCAUCAGUCGGCUUUCCAGCAAGCCACGGGUGAAGCUAAGUACUAUGACGACCUGCCACCGGUCGAAGGAGAGCUCUUUAUCUUCAUGGUGACAAGCACGAGAGCGCACGCUAAAAUCAGUAACGUGGACCCGUCGGAGGCCCUGGAAAUGCCCGGUGUGGUCACUGUGGUCUCGGCCGGAGACGUUCCUGGGGCGAACGUCAGACUCUGGUUCAACAACCCAGAGGAACUGUUCGCCACGGAGGAGGUGUUUUGUGUGGGUCAGAUCGUCUGUGCCGUGGUGGCAGAGAGCAGGGAACAGGCCAGGAGAGCAGCCCAGAAGGUCCAGGUCACCUACCAGGACCUGCAGCCUGUCUUCUUCACCAUUGAGGACGCCAUAAAGCACGAGUCUUACUUUGAGCCCAAGAGGAAGGUGGAGAGAGGGGAUGUGGACGAAGCGUUGAAGACAGCUGAACGUAUUCUGGAGGAUGAGAUCUAUAUGGGCGGGCAGGAGCACUUCUACAUGGAGACUCAGGGACUGAUCGCUGUUCCCAGGGGAGAGAAUGAAGAGAUGGAUUUGUUUGUGUCCACUCAGCACGGUGCCUUCACUCAGGAGCUGGUCGGCAUGGCGCUGGGCGUCGAGUCCAACAAGAUCACCUGCCACGUGAAGAGGCUGGGCGGAGGGUUCGGAGGAAAGGUGAUGAAGAUCGCGUCCCUCUCGGCCAUCACUGCAGUCGCAGCACACAAGACUGGGAAGGCCGUGCGCUGCUGCCUGGACCGAGGGGACGACAUGCUGAUCACUGGUGGCAGACACCCAUUCCUCGGAAAGUACAAGGUUGGGUACAACAGCGACGGCACCAUCGUAGCCGCCGACAUAAUUUACUACAGCAAUGGAGGAUGCACACUGGACGAGUCCUCAUUCAUUAUGGACAAAGCGAUCCUCCACAUGGACAACGGCUACAAAAUCCCCAAUCUGCGAGGUCGGGGCGUGGUGUGCAAGACCUACCUGCCGUCGAACACGGCCUUCCGGGGCUUCGGUGGGCCUCAGGGCCUCAUGGUGAUGGAGAGCGUCCUGCACGAGGUGGCGGUUCGCUGCGGCCUGCCCCCAGAAAAGGUCAGAGACGUCAACAUGUACAGGGAGGAGCUGAGCUACACCCACUACAAGCAGCCGUUCUGCCCCACCAGCAUGGUGCGCUGCUGGGACGAGUGUCUGGAGAGGGCCGACUAUGAGGAUCGGCUCCGAGCCAUCCAGCUCUUCAACUCCUCCAACCGCUGGAAGAAGAGAGGCAUCGCUGCCGUGCCGCAGAAAUUUGGCGUCGGCUUCUCCAAAGGUUUCUAUAAUCAAGGUGCAUCUCUGGUGAACAUCUUCAAAGACGGCUCAGUGCUGGUGACACACGGAGGGACAGAGAUGGGUCAGGGCAUCCACACCAAGGCCAUGCAGAUAGCGAGCCGUGUCCUCAAGGUCCCCAUGUCUUGCAUCUUCAUCAAAGAGACGUGUACAGGGAACGUCCCCAACGCGGCACCGUCCGCUGCCUCGUUUGGCACUGACGCUGUGGGCAUGGCCGUCAAGGAUGCUUGUGAGAAGCUAAUGAGACGCCUGAAACCACUCAUGGAGGCGAAUCCCCAAAACACAUGGAAGCAAUGGGCCAGUGACGCUUUCUUCCAGAAGAUCAGUUUAUCUGCAACUGGAUUUUUUAUGGGACCAGCCACCAACGUGGACUGGGAGAAAGGGGAAGGUCAAGCGUACUAUUACUUCACCUACGGUGCCUGUUGCUCUGAAGUGGAGAUUGACUGUCUCACUGGGGAUCACAAGAACAUUCGGACUGACAUCGUGAUGGAUGUUGGGAAAAGCAUCAAUCCUGCUUUGGACAUUGGACAGGUGGAGGGAGGCUUCGUCCAGGGCAUCGGCCUGUACACCAUUGAGGAGCUGCAGUUCUCCCCAGAUGGAGUCCUGAUGACCAGAGGACCGUCUCAGUACAAGGUGCCAUCGCUCUGCGACGUCCCAACUGAGUUCAACGUGCAUCUUCUUUCCAACUCCGAAAAUCCUCACGCCAUCUACCUGUCCAAGGGUGUAGGUGAGCCUCCAGUCUUCUUCGGCUCCACUCUUUUCUUUGCCAUCAAAGCAGCCAUCGCAGAGGCUCGCAAAGAGAAAGGACUGGGCGACACGUUCCCCCUGAGCUCCCCGGCUACAGCUGAGAAGAUCCGCAUGGCCUGUCAGGACCAGUUCACUGAGAUGGCCUCAUCUCAGACGGACGGGACGGCGACUCCGUGGUGCAUUCAGGUGUGA